UCACGCAGUUAAGGACCUCUCAGAUCAAAGGGGCCGUCGCACGAUGAAAAAAAACUGGGAUAUGAAGGUCCGCCACUAUGGAGUGCUGGACGUUCACACAAAGAAACAUGCCGGCACGGGACACUUAGAGACAGUGUUCCAUCUGCUUCGAGCCUUCAGAGAGUUACAAAAGCACUACAGCCAAACGAACAAACGUAAACCGGGCGGACAAGGCUUCCUCGUUCUAGGAGUCACGAUUCUUAGCCCAUAUUCUUCUGUCCCAAACAAGAAACUGAUUGCACUCCUCAAGAAGUUCACUCCAGACGGCCUGGUCGCAAGGACCCACAUCAUCGAGAGGGACUCCAGAGCCAACGCCACGCUCACGGGACCUAGCGUCUACCGGAAGCCCCCUUCCAACGAACAGCCAGGAAUAGUUGAGACGCUCCACUACAUUCUCCAACACGAGAGGCUCCUGCGACAGACCACGAUCAUGACGUCAUUUUCGAUGUCUGUCCGCUGGUACCACUCCGUCAACAACCUCUUCGACGCCGGAGCGCCAAGCACCAAUACGAACGUCACCAGCGCUAAUGAGCUGUGCAAGCUGGCCGACGACUACUCGGCCUACAAGACCGUGGAGACGCAACAUUUCACGCAAGCAUAUUCUGACAAGAACGGAUACACGGCCACCUUCGACGACACGCUCACCAUACUCUGGAAGCUGUGCAGCGCGUUUGUGGAGUUUCGCAACGCGACGUUCGGCACUGCCUUUUUUGACGUGGACUACGAAGACUGGCAAGAACUGUGCCCGCAGGACGAGUGGAAGGGAUACGCCAGGCUCACCGCUGCACGGGACUACUUCCAGCACCUCAAGGAGCCGGACUCGAAGAGCCUCAACUGCAGCGAACUGGUCGACGCUGAAUGACCGUCCUCCCCACCUCGCUUUUCUUCGUCCCUUUUUUCCAAGCUUCAUUUUUUCUUCUUUUAUUUACUUUCAAGACUAUGCAGAUGGGUGGUCGUUCGUGAUAUAUUAUUCGUUCCCGCGACGGCCACCUUUUAUAUUUAGACAAAAGAAUGGGUGAUGAGUGGAGCGCAG
This is a messenger RNA of Ixodes scapularis (black-legged tick), 1072 nucleotides long. RefSeq lists its product as uncharacterized. The coding region runs from base 44 to 901 and encodes 285 amino acids. The record is from RefSeq and is a predicted model, not a curated record. NCBI's taxonomy places the organism in Eukaryota, Metazoa, Arthropoda, Arachnida, Ixodida, Ixodidae. The transcript is spliced from 6 exons.